GAAACACAUGCUGGAAGGCCUGCAGCGGAUGCUGCUGCGAAUUCCUCGACUUCGCCUACUUGCGUGGCAUUCUGAUGAGCCAUGCACAUGCGCUGGACCGCGCAAUGCGUGUGCUGGUCGUUGAGUUUCUGACCGUUGUGACUCUGACUGCACGGAAAGUCUCCGUCGCAGGCUUCCACGCCACACACCACUGCAUCGACAGCGCUGAAAGUUGGAUAAGCUCCAAGGUGUCAGGUCCGUGUAUAGCCUGGCCAAAGAUGUCAGCCUGCAUCUGCUUUGGCGCAGGAGAAGUGGAUGCCGGCUGGCUGCCAGGACGAGGGCUCCGCUCUUCCUUCCAGGAAUCCCCGGCUCCGGGCCGCUUCGAUGCUCAAGAUGCUGACUGGGAAGCCUUCGGAAUGCCCAACUACUCAAAGCUCUUGGGGAAGGAUCUUCUGCUGGGCCAGCAUCACGUGCAGAACCAUGGAGGGGCGGAGCACUGCAGCCGGGACUUCCACGAGUUCUGCAAGCAAGGCUACGAUUACGUCUGCGAUACCACGGAGCCGACGCUCCAUUGGAGCAAGGACUGCGGGGUGAUGUACUACCUUUCGCCAGCUGCGGGCACGGGAUGGCACACCUACAAGUACCUUCUCGGACAGCCACCAGCAGAUUGCAAGCCGGGGGAGCACUGCGACGCUUGCGCCGACCCCCAUGGCAAGGUGGUAUGCACCGUCAAGCUUCACGGCGGCGACUGCAAGGAGGAGGAUCUUGCAGCUGCUUCCAAAGCUGGCGGCGUGUCCGCCAUGUCCGGUGCAGACCUUGAAAAACUGAGCAAGACCAUCUCCUUCCUCUAG
Molecule: messenger RNA, 830 nt
Organism: Symbiodinium necroappetens
Lineage: Eukaryota; Dinophyceae; Suessiales; Symbiodiniaceae
Source: the annotation of a GenBank genome assembly